AUGGAAGCCUAGAUGCCUCACCGCAAGGAGCGGCCGAGCGGGUCCUCACUUCACACGCACGGCAGCGGCACCGCGGAGGGAGGAAACAUGUCCCGGCUAUCUCUCACCCGGUCGCCCGUGUCCCCCCUGGCUGCCCAGGGGAUCCCACUGCCAGCUCAGCUCACCAAGUCCAACGCGCCUGUGCACAUCGACGUGGGCGGCCACAUGUACACCAGCAGCCUAGCCACGCUCACGAAGUACCCGGACUCCAGAAUAAGCCGCCUCUUCAACGGCACCGAACCCAUCGUCCUGGACAGUCUGAAGCAACAUUAUUUCAUCGACCGGGAUGGGGAGAUUUUCCGCUACGUCCUGAGCUUCCUGCGGACGUCAAAACUGCUGCUCCCGGAUGACUUCAAGGACUUCAGCCUGCUGUACGAGGAGGCGCGGUACUACCAGCUGCAGCCCAUGGUGCGCGAGCUGGAGCGCUGGCAGCAGGAGCAGGAGCAGCGGCGCCGCAGCCGGGCCUGCGACUGCCUGGUGGUGCGCGUGACGCCCGACCUGGGGGAGCGGAUCGCGCUCAGCGGCGAGAAAGCCCUCAUCGAGGAGGUCUUCCCCGAGACCGGGGACGUCAUGUGCAACUCGGUCAAUGCCGGCUGGAACCAGGACCCCACGCACGUCAUCCGCUUCCCGCUCAACGGCUACUGCCGGCUCAACUCGGUGCAGGUCCUGGAGAGGCUGUUCCAGAGGGGUUUCAGCGUGGCCGCGUCCUGUGGGGGCGGCGUGGACUCCUCCCAGUUCAGCGAGUACGUGCUUUGCCGGGAGGAGCGGCGACCACAGCCCACUCCCACUGCUGUCCGGAUAAAGCAGGAGCCCUUGGACUAGGCCCUGCCUCACUGCCCACCUGGGACACCCCAGGGACCUGGAAAUAGUGCUGGGGCGUCUUCCUGUGUGCUCAGCAGUGGGCAUGAGACCGAGGGCGGGGCUGGAGGGGCCAAGCUGGCCCAGGGAGCACCAGGGCCCCCGGCGUCAUGGCAACAGAAUGUGGGGUGCUGGAGGCAUGCCCACUGAAGGACUGUUGAUGUGACCCAAAGAUGCCAUGGUGGGAACUCCGCUGCCAGCUCUCCCCGCCCCUUGCCCCCCGGCCUGGUGCAGCGUCCACAGCUACUCCAGAGGCGCUGUUUGUGCUUCUGCACGAGUGGCAGAGUCUGUGGGUCUCCUCGAGUCAGAGAUGGCUUAUUUUUCUACAGUAUUUAAAGCGGAAGCAAAUGUGACUGCACACGUCGGAGAGGCCGACAAGGACCAACACUUCUUUAUCUGGUGCUCAGUUCUCGGUCAGGCGUGCAGCGCGCCCACACGGUGGAUGAGCUGCCCGGCGUCGGGCCCAGCUGCCUGCAGAGCUGGGGCGCUCGGGACAGAUGCAGGGAUGAUUGCCGCAGAGCCAAGCAGGGCCCCCAGGGGCAGGGCUGCUGGGAGGAGGGCGUGGGGGCUGGGUGGCUCUGUAACCACCUGGGGCUCAGGCUGCACUUGGUGGGUCACCUGACCUGCUCACGCCCAGGGGCUUCCAGUCCUGUCUGCGUGUCCUCCCACCUGGGCUCCUGGAGAAGUCUCCUCCCAUUCGGACCAGCCACAGGGCCAGGGCCGCACCUUACCUCAGGAAUGGGCCCCGCCAGGAAGGGGCCCAUCUCUCAGCAUCUCCUCUGGGUCCCCAGCUCAGGGAGCCAUCCCCAGCUCCAACUUUCUUACGCUAACAUGCACACCGAGUUUUAAUUAUACCUGUUAUGCUUGCCUGCCGAUAAGACCCGGACACAGGCACACCUAGCCCUCUUGACCCCAAAUUCCAAUGAGAACUGGCCCUGAGGGGUCCUCACAGACCUGCUGCCUCCCAGAUGACAGGCCCAAAGACGGACCCUCCCCGGCCCUGUGUCGUCCCCAAGUGCUGGCCCUUCCUGGGUGGGGAACCUGCGGAGAACUGGUGGGUGGGGCUCCCUGGCCUUCUCCACCCUGUGUACAAUGCCUGUAGACUUGUAUAUGACUCCUUUAAUAUUGUAAAGAUGCUGAUGUAUAAUUGUUGUGUGUUUGUGUGAGCACAUUCCGUUCCUAGUUCAUGCCAUAAACGAUGCUACAAAGCGAAAGACUGAGGCUCCAUCCUGUGCAGAAGCAGCGGCUGGAUUCCUGCACUUGAAGUUGUGCGGGGAGGUUUGGGGGUGGAAUUCCUCCCUCGGUUUCUUCAGUUCAGAGGAGUAACCGGCAGUGGGAGCUGGGGGAGGAGCAGGGGCCGGUCCUGAGCUUGGUGUUAUUUAUUGCAUUUGGGUGUUUCCUUGCUGCUUCUGUCUGUCCCCUCUGGGCAGCGCAGAUUCUGAAUUCUGAUGCACAGCCUCUAACCAGAUGCAAACCAGGGAAAGACGUCCAGGGGCUUUUGAACUCAGUCUUAAAUGCUUGGGAUUUUUCUCUCUCACUGUCUUGUGGUUGGGGUGACAUCCUCUUUAGAGCCCCACAUGGCAGCAUGGAGAAGGUGGCGGGCCAUGGCUCAGGCCAGCCAGUGGCACAGGGACAUGCAGCCAACAUGCAAGCUGCAGAGCACCUAAGUCAGAAUAUGAUCUCAGUAUGUCAAAGGGAAGGAGUUUGAAUGAAUUCACGUAGAUCUCCCAUUUUAAUGAGCCUUUUUCUAUUUUUCCUCAAAGCCUUUAUGUUCUAACCCAGGAGGACCCUUUUACCUGCCCCCUAAGGGCCACCAGCCUCGACCUGCCUCAGACGACAGGAGCACACCCAGCCACCUCCUGUCUGAGGCUGCAGAGCAGCUGCCCUCCCUCUGUACAAUCUAAUUUGCUGGACAAACUUGCUGGGCUUCUCCUCUGCUUAGCAACGCGCCUACAGUUGGCACAUCUGCAUUUUGACAUCUGAGAGGAGGAGAAAGCUUUGUGUUUAUUAGAAAGGAAGUCUUGUGAAAAUAGCUCGAUGCUACGUGUGUUUAUGGCUUUUUCUGGUGUGAUAGCAUGGUUAUUUACUGAUUGGGGGAGAUUCUCCAACAUUUCUGAAGCAAACUAUAUUUUUAAUUAAAUCAUCAUGCUAAAAAAGAAGGAGAGAAAAAGAGUAACCCUAUCUGAUUAAAUGUUACUCUGUUUCUUUACUAAUUAAGUAAAAUCAGGAAGUGUGAUUUUACAUCAACUUGGGAAUAUCUGAAUUUGUAGGGAAAGACUGUGCUCCCAUAGUACUGCUGUAAUUCUAACAGACCUAGUCUCCAUAAAUAAGUACAAAUUAUCUAUUCCUUUGAAACAUAUUUACACUUCCUGGAAUGAAUAUAUUUACAAGUAAUCUUUUGUCAAAUACCAGCAAUAUAGAUGUUAUUUCUGCUCUUCAUAAUCCUCACAACUAUUGUUGAUUGUGAGCAACAGGUCAGAGCCGUGCCAAAGCUUCCCUCUUUGCUACCAAGCCCCUGCCAGUGACUGCAGAGGACCCGCAAAGCCACAGCAGGUGGCCACCAUCCCACUCAUGGGGCUCCAAGCCAGGUCACAACACUAAUAAUCUUUCAAAAAGUGCGUUGAGUUUUUUUUUUUUUUUAAAGCUACUACUUCACUGUGUUCCUUAGAAUAAAUAAAGGAUAUUUUAUAAAUUA
Molecule: messenger RNA, 3592 nt
Organism: Lemur catta (Ring-tailed lemur)
Lineage: Eukaryota; Metazoa; Chordata; Mammalia; Primates; Lemuridae
Gene: KCTD15
Product: potassium channel tetramerization domain containing 15
Biological process (GO): protein homooligomerization
Molecular function (GO): protein binding
Source: RefSeq, a predicted model, not a curated record